Eruca vesicaria subsp. sativa (arugula) is the source of this 2073-nucleotide messenger RNA. The record is from the annotation of a GenBank genome assembly. NCBI's taxonomy places the organism in Eukaryota, Viridiplantae, Streptophyta, Magnoliopsida, Brassicales, Brassicaceae.
GCCGGGAAGUUGCUACCGAUGCUACGCUUACGCCUCUGUGUUUCUCCGAUUAGGAGAUUUACAUUUCAACAGAGACGUCUCCAUGACGUCUCCAUAACAUCUCAGCAUCACUACGCCGCCGCAUCGAUCCCUACCCUCCUUCGCCUCCUAACUAAUUGCAAAAGCAUCGAUUCACUUCGGAAAGCUCACGUGAUCUUAACUGUGACUGGCUCCACGUGUGACAUCUCACGUGCCACUAAGCUCGUGAGUCUCUACGGUUCCUUUGGGUGUACUAAAGACGCACGCUUGGUGUUCGAUCAAAUUCCUGAACCAGAUUUUUAUCUAUGGAAAGUAAUGCUCAGCUGUUAUCACCAGAACAGAGAGAGCCUCGAAGUCGUAAAGAUUUAUUCUUUGAUGAGGAAACACGGUUUAGAUAACAUUGUUUUCUCCAUAGCUUUGAAAGCGUGUGCUGAGAUGUGUGAUUUGGAUAACGGGAGGAAGAUACAUUGCGAUGUUUUUAAGGUGGAAGGCUGUGAUGAGAUUGUGUUAACAGGGGUUGUUGAUAUGUAUGGUAAGUGUGGAGAGAUGAAGAGUGCUUGUCGAGUUUUUGAAGGUAUUGCUUUGAGGAAUGUGGUUUCUUGGACUUCUAUGAUUGCUGGGUUUGUGAAGAACGGUUUGUGUGAAGAAGGGUUGGGUGUGUUUAAUAAGAUGAGGGGAAGCUCUGUUUUGGGUAAUGAGGUUACGUACGGUACUCUUGUUACGGCUUGUGGAAAGCUUGGUGUGUUACAUCAAGGAAAGUGGUUACAUGGUUGUUUGAUUAAGAGUGGGAUAGAGAUGGGAUCGUGUUUGGUGACUUCUCUGUUGGAUAUGUAUGUUAAGUGUGGUGAUGUAAGUAAUGCGCGUCGAGUUUUUGAUGAUUAUUCUCAUGUGGAUCUUGUUAUGUGGACAGCUAUGAUUGUGGGAUAUACACAUAAUGGAAGUGCCAAUGAGGCUUUGAGCUUGUUUCAGAGAAUGAAAGAGGUUGGAAUCAAGCCUAAUUGUGUUACCGUUGCAAGUGUUUUGUCGGGUUGUGGUUUGGUUGGGAAUCUUGAACUGGGAAGGUUAGUUCAUGGCUUAUCUAUUAAAGCUGGUCUUUGGGAUACAAAUGUUGCUAAUGCUUUGGUUCACAUGUAUGCCAAGUGUUAUCAGAAUAGAGAAGCUAUGUAUGUGUUUGAAAUGGAGUCAGAGAAAGAUUUAGUUGCUUGGAAUUCUAUAAUUUCAGGGUUUUCACAAAACGGAUCUGUCCAUGAAGCUUUGUUUCUGUUCCAUCGCAUGAACUCAGAAUCUGUGACGCCUAAUGGUGUAACAGUUGCGAGUCUCUUCUCAGCAUGUGCUUCUUUAGGGUCUCUAGCCUUAGGUUCCUCUCUUCAUGCUUAUUCCCUGAAACUGGGUUUCUUGGCAUCAUCUAGUGUUCAUGUUGGUACUGCGCUCUUGGACUUCUACGCCAAAUGUGGGGAUGCUGAAUCAGCUCGUGCUGUUUUCAACACUAUAGAGGACAAAAAUACAAUCACAUGGAGUGCUAUGAUAGGAGGCUACGGAAAGCAAGGGGACAGAGAAGGCUCUAUUGAGCUAUUUGAAGAGAUGCUUAAAAAGGAACAAAAGCCAAACGAGUCAACCUUCACAUCUAUUUUAUCAGCUUGUAGUCAUACGGGGAUGGUUAACGAAGGAAAGAAGUACUUUAACUCAAUGUACAAAGACUACAACGUCACGCCUUCCACAAAACACUACACAUGUAUGGUUGAUAUGCUAGCAAGAGCAGGUGAGCUUGAGCAAGCCUUGGACGUGAUCGAGAAGAUGCCAAUUCAACCAGACGUGAGAUGUUUUGCAGCAUUUCUCCAUGGAUGUGGAAUGCAUUCAAGAUUUGAUCUCGGGGAGAUUGUGAUCAAGAAGAUGCUUGAUUUGCAUCCUGAUGAUGCAUCAUAUUAUGUCCUUGUGUCUAAUUUGUAUGCAUCGGAUGGAAGGUGGAGCCAGGCUAAAGAAGUGCGGAAUCUGAUGAAGCAAAGAGGUCUUAGCAAGGUCGCAGGUCAUAGCACAAUGGAAACUGAGUUGUUAUAG